AAUUUCUCACCGCCCGCGCGCUUCACUUGACUCUGUCGCAGCUCCUCUCUGACCUCCCCAAACCACCUAAGAGAGCCUACCUAGAGCGGUCUCCAACAUGUCACUCUGGGGCUGCCUGGUCCCCGCGUCCCGCUCCCGCCGGCCGACAUCCCACCUCCCCUCCGCCUAGAGUAGACACACGCGCGUCAUCACCACCACCACUGUCACCACCACCGCCGCCGCAUCCGCCGCCGUCCUCCGCCAUGGCUAGUGCGCGCGACCUGAGCCGCGUGCAGAACCAAGUCUGGCACGGCUCCGUCCCGCUGGAGAUCCGCCUCGCCCCCGCCGAGUGCCGCACCUACACCGAGUCGGACGCGUACCUGAUCCAGGUCCCGCGCCUCUCCUACCUCCCCUUCCUCCUCCCGCGUCUCCACGCCUUCUUCGCGCCCGCGCUGAUCGACCCUUCCAUCCCCCCCAGCGCUGGCUGGUUCUCCGUCGACUCGGUCCCGCUCAAAUGGCACCACCCACUGGGCCUGCUAUACGACCUCUACGCCGGCGCCGAGCCGUACAACACGCUGCCGCCGGCCUCUCCCCCGCCCUCGUCCCCCACCACCAGCAGUAGCACGCAAGAAAACGACACCAGUAACAACAACGACGCCGACGCCGACACCUCCGCCCCACCCCACCCCCUCCCCUGGCGCCUCACCCUCUCCUACGCCCCUCCGCCCCCGUCCCUCCUCCCCCUCGACCCCGCCCUCAAAGCCAUGCACGACGCCUUCGUCAACGCCGUCAAAGAAGCCGACUUCCUGCGCAACGGCUCCGCCAAAGCCGCCAUGAGCCUCAGCAAAGCAGACUCGGACGCGCUGUGGGCGGCCCUGCAAGCCCAUGCGCGCGCGCCCUUCGCCGCCGUAAACGCCCGCCUCGUCAACCCCCCCGGCGUCGUCCUGCGCCAUGUCCCGCUCAAGGUGUACUUGCCUGCCGCGCCUGCGCCGGCGACCGCCGCCGACAGCAGCACGACCGCGGGCGCACAAGCGCAGCCCUCGCCCUCUGCGUCCGUCUCCGCGGCAAACGCGCCCCGCACUCUGCGCGUAGUGCAAGCGCCCAUCCCGCCGCGCCUCGCGCCCCCGACCUCCAGCUCCGGCUCCAGCAAUACGCCCUCCUCCAAACAUGCGCCGAUCCAAACGCUCGGCACGGCGCUCAACGGGCUGCUGCCCUCGCUCUUCCCUUCGCGGCGCAGCGCCCUGCUGGCCCAGCCCGUGCUGCAUGGCGCCGUGGUGCCCAUGGGGGCGCCGCUCGAGGAGCUGGGCCGCGCGGCGGCAUAUGCGGAUGGCUUUUUGCAUAUUGUUGUUGUUAUGAUGGGGUAGACGGACGGACGACUGGUUGUUGCGUUGGAUGGCUUACGGGGAGAAAUGGCAUGGAUUGGGAUUAGUUUUAAAGACGGCGGUGGCGAGCAAUCACCCACUUAAUCAAUCGAUGGUGGUCUAAAGUAGCAAUGAAUAAAUAUAUAAAUAAGCAAUAAUG
Molecule: messenger RNA, 1500 nt
Organism: Aplosporella prunicola CBS 121167
Lineage: Eukaryota; Fungi; Ascomycota; Dothideomycetes; Botryosphaeriales; Aplosporellaceae
Exons: 2
Coding region: 243-1343 (366 amino acids)
Biological process (GO): autophagy of mitochondrion; cellular response to nitrogen starvation; C-terminal protein lipidation
Cellular component (GO): cytoplasm; phagophore assembly site membrane; Atg12-Atg5-Atg16 complex
Source: RefSeq, a predicted model, not a curated record